Molecule: messenger RNA, 1856 nt
Organism: Pogoniulus pusillus (Red-fronted tinkerbird)
Lineage: Eukaryota; Metazoa; Chordata; Aves; Piciformes; Lybiidae
Gene: SF3B6
Product: splicing factor 3b subunit 6
Exons: 4
Coding region: 129-506 (125 amino acids)
Cellular component (GO): cytoplasm; nucleus
Molecular function (GO): mRNA binding
Source: RefSeq, a predicted model, not a curated record
CUGCUGGCGCGGUGCAGGCUGGGAUAGCAGCCGGGGCUCCUGCGCCGCUCCGCUCCGUGCCGUGCGGUGUCCCUUUCUCUAGCGGUGCUUCUCUCCCGAGCGGCAGCUCCCUCCUUCCCACCGGCACCAUGGCGAUGCAAGCGGCUAAGCGAGCCAACAUCCGGCUGCCUCCAGAAGUCAACCGGAUCCUCUAUAUUAGGAACUUGCCAUACAAAAUCACAGCGGAGGAAAUGUAUGACAUUUUCGGGAAAUAUGGGCCGAUUCGACAAAUCAGAGUUGGAAACACUCCUGAAACUAGAGGUACAGCCUACGUGGUUUAUGAGGACAUCUUUGAUGCCAAAAAUGCUUGUGAUCACCUGUCAGGAUUCAACGUGUGCAACAGAUACCUUGUCGUUCUGUACUAUAACGCAAACAGGGCAUUCCAAAAGAUGGACACAAAGAAGAAAGAGGAACAGCUUAAGCUUCUCAAGGAAAAAUAUGGAAUUAAUACAGACCCACCAAAAUAAAUUGAUCUUUUUGGAAAACUUCUAAGCUCUGCUCAUGAGUUCAACUGUUCUUGAGCUCUGCUGUGGAGUUCUUGAACUAAAUGCAGGAAUCCUUAAUGAAGCCUUACAAAUCUUUUUUAAAGUUCUAAUUUUAAUCUGUAGAUCUUCACAUUAGAAGUAAAUAAGUGUAAAACAUCAGAAGAUCUGCUUUAAAUGGGCAUCGUGGUUUUAAGGGUGACCAAGUAUAUGCUGCAUAACCACAGCCCUGUUUCUACCAGGACCUUUUAAGACAAACUGGUUGGGUGUUUCAUGCCCCUAGUUAAUCCAAGAGCUCAAGGAGCUCUGACCUACCUACAUAAGCUGAGGUAAAUGUCACUUCCUGCUUUCUGAAAAUGGAGUGUUGCAACUAGUCUCCUUGCACAGGGAUUUCUGUGCUUUUUAUUAGAGCAUGGUUUGAUACUUCUUCACACCUGUGUGUUGCACACAGAGUACUGCACAUUUCUCCCUCCUGGAAUGCUUAAAGGAGCCUGAGUCCAUUACACGAUCAUGAGGCUGCUUCUAGCAACAAAAUAAGCCCAAAUCCAUGCUUCUAAGAGUUUAUUCUACAAAGUGUAGAAAAUAUUCUUUUAAAGUGAUACAGCUGUCAAAUUGUCUUUUCCCCAGUGACAAGAGACAAAAUUGGUAAGAAGCAGUAAAAUAAUCUUGCUCUAAUAGUGCAUUUCUCUAGAGCUGACCUAAUGGAGAACAAAGGUCUUCUUAUAUGUCCCUGGUUUGUCUUGAGGUUAGCGUAGGAGUGACAGUAAUUCACACUUUUUAGUGUGAAGGAAAGAAUACCUGUCCAAAAUGAGACAGAUCAUGCUAUUUUUUGCUACCUGUAGUGUCUCAUUUUCUACUUGGUGUGUUUGAGCUGUAAUACAUUCCAUCGACAUAAAGGUUUAGAUGUGGGAUCUGGUAAAGAUUAAACAUGAGUUUGCUUUUCAGCACUCAUGCUGUGAAUAAAAAUUAGUGUGCUACAGGGUGUGUAUAACCAGUGUAUUUUGGAAGUGGGAAGAACUGAUACCUGCCUCUGUUCUGAAGCAGAUGUUAGUCACUUGGACGCUGUCGGGUGUCCUGCCUUGGGAGGAUUUACUUAGAUGUGAUGUCUUACUCCCUGAGCAGACAGGCAGAGGUCAUUUUGGGGGAGAAGCAAACAUAUUUUGAGGAUUUGUAAUUUAAGCUUUUUUUUUUUCUUUAAGUGCAUUGUGCUGUCAUAAAGGAAUGUUUCUUUUUUUUGUCAUUAGAUUUCCAUUGAAACCUGUCAGAUAUGAACUAAUGCUGUUCUUUCGUCUGUUUACUUAAAUAAAUGUGUCUACAUAGUUCUGCUAUUUUUAA